Messenger RNA from Plenodomus lingam JN3, 285 nucleotides. NCBI's taxonomy places the organism in Eukaryota, Fungi, Ascomycota, Dothideomycetes, Pleosporales, Leptosphaeriaceae. The record is from RefSeq and is a predicted model, not a curated record.
AUGAAGCUAUCCACUACCACACUUUCCGCCCUGCUUGCUGGUCUUGCCAUGGCUCAAUCAACAUUUUGGGCAUGCAAAUUAGACGACGCAUCAGGGACCUGCUACGAGUUCGCCAAGGUAGAUGGAAAAGAUUCUCGCACUCCGAAUGAACCCGUUCCUUGCCUCGAGGAUAGCGCAACCCAAAGGAACUACGCCAGGUGCAUAUACAACUAUGGGCAGGUGCUCUUAAUGAUGCAUUUCGGAACCGUGUGUCAAUUGUCAGAGGUAGAAAUAGCGAAGAGCUAG